This is a messenger RNA of Drosophila rhopaloa, 2863 nucleotides long. Its product is annotated as F-box/LRR-repeat protein 2. Gene Ontology annotation, biological process: SCF-dependent proteasomal ubiquitin-dependent protein catabolic process. Gene Ontology annotation, molecular function: protein binding. The record is from RefSeq and is a predicted model, not a curated record. NCBI's taxonomy places the organism in Eukaryota, Metazoa, Arthropoda, Insecta, Diptera, Drosophilidae. The transcript is spliced from 3 exons. Gene Ontology annotation, cellular component: SCF ubiquitin ligase complex. The coding region runs from base 108 to 2177 and encodes 689 amino acids.
GUACCAAGAUAGUUUCGGGGUAGCUUGUGGGUGCUGUGUGUGGGCGGUGGGAGCUGCUAGUUGGUUGGACUAAAAUUGCUAAUUUCGCAUUCGAGAGCAAUAUAAUAAUGUCUGGUUUGGAGUAUGGCUCGCGCAGGUACGACGACCUGCCGCUGGAGAUUGUUUUGAAGAUUUUUAGCUACCUGGGCUACUCGGAUCUCCAGGCGGCAGGAUCCACCUGCCAAAGAUGGCAUGCAGCACUGGAUCAGACGGAGUUCAACAUGCGCACGCGCGUCUGCUUCUCAAAGGUGGUGCUAUCGGAUCAACUGAGUCCGGGGGUGGAUCUUAUGCGCUGCGAGCGCCGCUUCCGGCAUUUUAUGUUCGAGGACGUGACGCUUGGUCAGGUGAAGGAGCUGAUGCGGUUCAUGGGCAGGACAGCCCACACUCUGGCUCUGGACAAUGUGGACCUUAAUGAUAAACAGUUCUACGGAAUGCUGGGCGUGCUGCCCCACCUACACUCGCUGUCACUGAAGCGCUGCCUGCCGCUGUUCAUGUCCGGCUCUUUCCUGGACUCCUACAACAACUCCUGUCCCGACCUGAACGACCUGGCCAGCAACCUAGCAGGCAUAAAGGAGUUGACGUUGUGCGAGAAUCAGUACCUCACCGACGCCAUACUCAUGCGACUCACCUCGUUCAUGCCCAGUCUGGAGGCGAUCAAUAUGUCCGGCUGUCACAUAGCUUUUCACAAUGCCAUCCAUCGCAGAUUUUACCCCACCAACAGCUCUUCGGAUCACGUUCUCCCCAGCGAAUCUGUGCUGACCUUUAAGUUUAUCCUAACCAUUCUGAACCUACAAAGGCGCACAUUGCGCGUCCUGGAUUUUAGCAACACAUUGAUUGGCCAGGCUUUGCUGGCCCUUUGCGACCUUAAUCUCCAGCUGCAGCGUCUUUAUUUAGCCGGAUGCAGGCAGCUUAACUGCGCCACAAUCCGCAACUUCUUGACAACCCAGCCCCAAUUAAGUGCCCUGGAUUUGUCGGCCACGAUGUGUGUGAAUGAUGAGAAUCUGGCCGCCCUCGUACAAACUAAUCCGGAACUGGAGCACUUGAAAGUCAACGGUUGCUUGAGUAUUACGAACGUUGGCGCCAUCCACCUGGCCAAGCUAAAGCGUCUCAAAAGCCUUGACAUCUCCAACUGCGACGGCUUGACCAGCAGCGGCAUCAUCGAAGGCGUGGCCAGCGAGGAGAACCAUGUUAUGGAGGAGCUGAACGUGUCAUAUCUGCAAAUCUGCGAGGAGUGCAUCAAGGCCAUUGCCAGUAAUCUGCGCUGCCUGCGCUCGCUCCACCUGAAUCACUGCGUCAAUGGGGCCACCGAUGAGGCUAUCCAGUCGGUCAUUGGCCAGUUGCGUUGGCUGCGCGAACUCUCCCUGGAGCACUGCAAUAGGCUAACAGAUGCAGCUCUCACGGGGAUAAACAUAUCUAAGCUGGAGCUGAGUCGCAAGCAGUCGGGGUCGCAGGUGUCCUCGAUGGACAACUUCUACCCGCCGUUCUGCAACACGCAGGCAGAACGGGACAGUCUGGCAGGAUCCCUGCAGUCCAUUAAGAUAUCGCUGAGAAGCAAGGCCGAGGAUGAGAUUGUGCGGGAUGCCAGACGAAAGCAGGCCAUGCUGGCCGCCUACGAAAUGAACCUGAUACGCGAAGAUGACUUCGAGGGUCACAACAUACAGCAGUUGCGGGGAUUGCGGUCGCUAAAUCUGCGCGGCUGUAACAAGAUCAGCGAUGUUUCCUUGAAAUAUGGCCUGAAGCACAUUGAGCUACGACGGCUGAUGCUCUCCAGCUGUCAGCAGAUUUCUCUGUUGGGCAUGGAGGCAAUGGUCAGCAGUUGUCCCUCAAUUGAGGAGCUCGACCUGUCCGAUUGCUACAACAUAACGGAUAAGACCAUCCAGGUGGUAACUGCUAAGUUGCCCCGCCUGCGGUCCUUGCAUAUCAGCGGCUGCAGCCAGUUGACGGAGCACACACUGGACGCCAUCAUCAACAACUGUAACUGUCUGCAGACGCUGUCCAUCUACCGUUGCCGCAGCAUGUACACCGACCUGGAGGAGCGGCUGUCCGGCGUGAGGACGUUGCGUAACCUCAAUAUGGACAAUCUGACAAGCAUAGACAACGCCGAAUUUUUUCGCCUAAAGAAGCGACUCGAUUACUGAUAUUUCGCCGCCAUCUUCAUUGUCCUGAUUCUGUACUACUUUCAGCUCUACAACUUCCGCUAGUCAAUCGCCCCAGCCGCCGGAGCAGCGCACAUAUAUUUAUUUUUAUCGAAUGGCCCCCAUCAACUGGGGCUAUAGUUGUGAAAGCUUUAGUGAAAUAUACAUUAUAUGCAGCAGAUGUAGAUGUAUUUGGAUAUACACUCAAAUUUUCACGAACCGCACACUUUUAGAUUAGGAAAAUUACUAUUAAAUUCUCAUACGUAACGUUUGUCCACAUUCAACUGUGAUUUUUUGUAAGGUACGACUCGUAUGUUAAGUGUACACGAUUAUAAAUUAAGUGAUUCAGUUGCCUUAAUUGAAUUGUUUUUGUUAUUGUUGAGCGUUGAAAUUAUGUUGAUUCGUUAAUAGUUAAAAAUUAGUUAAUUCCGUUUAACUAAAAAGCGCCAAAAAUAUGAAUGUUUGGAGAAUUAAUGAAUUCUUGUUGAUGUAAUUAAAUACUUUACAAAUAACUAACUCUGUAUUAGCUUUAAUUGAUAAUAUCGUCGAAAACAGAACAGAAUUUUUAUGUUUCAUUUUAUAUAUUUAAAUAAGGACACAAAUGAGUAAUAGUUUUUACAACAGCAAAUGGAAAAUAAAUACAAAAUUUAAUAAAUGUCUAGAAAUAUAUUUGACAAAUAUGCAUCAAA